UUGGUUAGAACUUUGUGCCCUAAUAAUCUAUCCAUAGUUCUUUCACAAAGCUGUAACAGAGAACAACGUGAGCUCAUCCUCCACCGUGAGGACGGUUCAUCCUCCACAGCGUGAGUUCAUCCUGCACCGACAUCAAGCUACAGCACCACCGUGAGUUCUAGGUUCUUGUCAUUUUCUGUGAACCAACUGCGGUAAAAGUUAAUACCAUUCGCAGCAUUGCAUCUCAGAUAAUGAACAGAGAAAGUUUGACUCGGCUGAUAUUAGUGGUGCAAAAUCAAAUGACAAAUCAAGCUCAGAAAGCUGUGGAUCUUUUCUCCUUCAAAGUUGAAAUAUUCCAAAUUACCGACUUGCUUGUUAACAUUACAAAGCAUGUGUUAAAGCCAACGCAUCGAGUACUUAAUGAUAAGGAGAAGCAGAACCUCUUGAAGAAGUUUAGUUUGGAAGAAAAACAGAUUCCUCGGAUGCUACAAAAAGAUGCAAUUGCACGGUAUUACGGACGGGAGAAGGGGCAAGUGGUGAAAGUUAGUUACAGUGAUGAAAUUACAGAGUCUCAUGUCACUUAUCGCUGUGUUUGGUGAUGCGUGUAUUGUCCAUUUUCAGGAUUUUCUGUCUGACUAUAUAUCAUCUGUGUUAACUCAUGCUGAAACUUUGGUUGGUAGAAGUUAAUAGGUCUAUGAUCUUCAUGUUCUUUUAUUAUGUCGACAUUGAUGCUGUUGGCGGGAAUUUCAAGUAUGUGUGUGCUUGUUAAUAUAUAUUGCAGCUUGUGAAUUGUGUUAUUUUUUA
This is a messenger RNA of Camellia sinensis, 783 nucleotides long. NCBI's taxonomy places the organism in Eukaryota, Viridiplantae, Streptophyta, Magnoliopsida, Ericales, Theaceae. The record is from RefSeq and is a predicted model, not a curated record.